Paramecium tetraurelia is the source of this 1464-nucleotide messenger RNA. RefSeq lists its product as uncharacterized. NCBI's taxonomy places the organism in Eukaryota, Ciliophora, Oligohymenophorea, Peniculida, Parameciidae. The transcript is spliced from 6 exons. The record is from RefSeq and is a predicted model, not a curated record. Gene Ontology annotation, cellular component: nucleus. Gene Ontology annotation, biological process: positive regulation of transcription by RNA polymerase II. Gene Ontology annotation, molecular function: transcription coactivator activity.
AUGUCAGCAUUUAGAGCUUUCAUGAUUUAUGAUUACUAAAGAAGUUUCUUCCUUAUGUUUAUAAGAAGAGGUUUUUAGGUGUCUCCUAAAUGGAAUGGCUGUAGAAAGGAAUUGGAAAAUAAACUUCAAGAAAUGGUCAAAGAACCCAAAGAUAAUUUUGAGUAACCCACAGACUAUGGGAAGUUUAAAUGUAAGUAUGACAAACUGAACAAAUGUUAUUUCAUUCUAUUGAGCAGCAAUGAAGUUAGAGAGGAUUAUCAAAAUUAAGUUUUGAGUGAAAUAUAUGAACUCUUUUAAAGUAUGCCUAAUUACUAAAAAAUUAAAAAAGAGGAUUUGGAAAAAAAAGAAACUGAAACCAUUGAGAAAUUGCUUGAAAUGAAAGAAUAAGAUUAUGCUAGAAAACAUGGAAAGGUGAAAGCCUUUGAAGAACCUUAUGAGGCUAAGCCUGAUAAUAUGCUUUAAUAACAAAGCUAAAUAUAAUCAUAACUAAAAGUUGGAUCAUAAAUUAAUAGUUCAUCCAAUCAAAGGGCUAUAUCCUAAAUUCAGAAUGGCUCUGUUGGCUAUAAAUAAAGUUCUGCAUUUAAUUCAGAUAAGGAUUUAAGUGCUGAUACACUCAUAAAAAUAUUUCGAUGCUUCAUGAUGUGGGAUUACAAUAGAUAAUUCUUUUUCAUGUUCAUAAGAAAAGGAUUUCCAAUUGAUAAGACUUGGAGUCAAGAGAGAGUUAAAUUAGAAGCAGAAAUUAAGGCUAAGUAGUUAGAUCCAAAUGAUCCUAAAGCAAAACCAAAAGAACCUCCUGAACAAUUCAGCUAUAGAGGAAAUUUUGGCUAAUACAGGGCAAAAUACGAUAAAAAAGCAAAAUGUUACUUUAUUUUACUCACUAGAUUCAAAAUUAAGGAAGAUCCCUAAAUCAAACUCUUAGAAGCCUUAUACGAAGAAGUAUAAAAAGUAGACAAGUACAUUUCUCUAAAAUAUGACGCUUUAGAGGGAAAGAAAAAAAGAGAGUUAGAAAAAAUUAUUGAUGAACAUGAAAAGGAGUUAGCAAAUCAAGUAAGCUAAAGGUUUAUCGACACUAAACUAAUGGAGUCUAAAUUAGGUUUUAUUCAUUCUCCAGAGAGAGUGUCGAAUAAUAACUUAUCUUCAAAAAAGAGUUCCAUCUUUAUAUCUAAUCAACUUUAACAACAAUAAUAAUAAUAAUAAUCCCUAAUCAACUCUGCAUAAUCCUUACAAUAACCUUAGAUAAGCCAAUAAAAACAAUAAAAAUUAUAAUAGCAAUAACAAUAAAAAUAAUAACAAGAAGAAAAUUUCUAAAAAAAAGAAAUUUAAGAUGGUCCUAGUAUUGAUGAGAAAAUAGAUGAUACUGAAAAUAUCCCAUAUUAUUAGGAAGAAGGUGAACUUGCAAAUAGAGUUUAUUUGUAUUAUACCAAACCAUUAUAGGUUUCUUAAUAUAUUAAAUCUGGGAAUUGA